Messenger RNA from Aspergillus aculeatinus CBS 121060, 927 nucleotides. Its product is annotated as putative pyrimidine 5'-nucleotidase. Gene Ontology annotation, biological process: pyrimidine nucleobase metabolic process; nucleotide catabolic process. Gene Ontology annotation, molecular function: nucleotidase activity. The record is from RefSeq and is a predicted model, not a curated record. The transcript is spliced from 5 exons. Lineage: Eukaryota; Fungi; Ascomycota; Eurotiomycetes; Eurotiales; Aspergillaceae. The coding region runs from base 19 to 747 and encodes 242 amino acids.
CCCCAGUCCCGACGAACCAUGACCACCACCACCACCAAUAAUCACCAGUCGGCCAGCGCGCCACGGGAUCCCAGACCAAUCUUCUUCUUCGACAUUGACAAUUGCCUGUACUCCCGAGAAUGCAACAUUCACGAUGAGAUGCAAAAGCUGAUCAACGCCUUUUUCAUCAAGCACCUCUCCCUCAGCACCGAAGAUGCGCACCACCUGCACAUGAAAUACUACAAGGAGUACGGGCUGGCGAUCGAGGGGCUCACGCGGCACCACAAGAUCGACCCGCUCGCCUUCAACCGCGAGGUCGACGACGCGCUGCCGCUGGACGAGAUUCUGAAGCCCGACCCGCAGCUGCGCCGGCUGCUCGAGGACAUCGACCGGAGCCAGGUGCGGCUGUGGCUGCUGACGAACGCCUACGUCACGCACGCCAAGCGCGUCGUCCGGCUGCUCGAGGUCGACGACCUGUUCGAGGGCGUCACGUACUGCGACUACUCGCAGACACCCCUGGUGUGCAAGCCCAGCCAGGUGAUGUACGACAAGGCCGAGCGGGAGGCCGGGGCGUCGAGUUCGGGGGAAUGUUAUUUUGUCGAUGAUUCCGGCUCAAAUUGCAAACACGCGGCGGAGCGCGGCUGGGCUGUGGCCCAUCUCGUCGAGCCGGGCGUCCCCGCCCCUCCCGAGCCGGCUUCCCAGUUCCAGAUCUCCAGCCUUGAGGAGUUGAGGACUUGUUUCCCUCACUUGUUCAAGUCGCGGUCCUGAGCCUUUUUCUCGUGAUCGUAUAGAAACAUUCCUUCUUUCUCUUUUUGCUUAUAGCAUAGACUUUUCGUAUAAUUACACGGCCCACGGGCCUUGAAGACGCUAUGAGGUAUACGAGUGAUGCUGUUUUAUAUCAGAUUCCUGGGUGCUGUUUGGCUUUGAUAAACAAUAUAUAUCAAUCAA